AUGUCGGAUGGCGGCAGCAUACCCGCUUCACUAAUGUCUGAUCUGGACGCCAGUAGCGAAGCUCUGCCAGCCGAAACAUCGGCUGCCUCGAACAGUUAUGCACUGCCCAUGGCAUCCAGUCCGGACUCAGCGCGGCUGUCUGUGGACUCUCCUGCAGACGGUCCUUUGCUGCAGCCCGCAAGUGUGGACAUUGUCGAGCCACGUCAUCCCGGUAUGAACGGUGCUCCGAAGGUGGCAUCGUCCCCCUCACAAUCACGGAUCCGCGAGGUCAAGGAGCGCUCUUCGCCGAGUGGGCCCAGGCGGCGUGUCUCGGGCCUCGCACGUCCUCCUCUCGAGGGCCGAUGGCUUCAGCGCUUCGAGGCAUGUCACGCUGCCUCGAGCGAGCGACCAGCAAGCGCCACGAGCAGUACUCGAGGUGCAAGCAGUCCAGGCUCCAGCCGGUCAGAUCCGGUGCCGCAUCGCAUACUGAGGGCGGGCGAUGCAGCGCAGGACCAUCAAAGGAGGCCGACUCCGUCAAAAACAACGCGGGCUGAGGUCACGAGUCGCAGUCGUGCAAAAGCCGACAGUUACGACAAACUGGAAGAGGAGGUACUCUCCAUGAUGAGCGCUCUGCAGAGGCCGCGAGACGUCCCGCAGCUAUGGGAUCCAUCGAAGCCUUCGGUCCCCCGAGCUGGACAAACGAAUGGUCGUCUCCGAUCACCUUCCCCUCGGGAUCCACGUUUACGCACCGCAGAUCGGGCUGCUGCUCGUCUUAGCACAGACGGAGGAGUGAGUGUUUCCCUCUCCGCACGUGCUCGUCAGUCUGCAGGGUAUCCGUUGCAUGGCCGCUCUGCGCGCCAAGUCCCGACCCAGAAGGCGGCGGCGCCGCAGCGCUCUCGUAUGAAAUCUGGGCCUGCCCGUACAAACAGUUUGGAGAGGACACGGCUACCGGAGUCCAAUCACAAGUCAGCAGAGAGCAUGGAGGGCCUCAUGCGGCUUUCGCACGCUCUUGGAGAGGCUCAGCGGGCGCUGGAGCUGCAGACGGAGGCAUUACGCUGUCCGCAGCAGAGCGAUCUGCAAACUUCCAAGGAUUUUGAGCUGUUCGCUGGCAAGCUGCAGCGGCAGCUGGCAGAGGCGCAAUCUACCUCUCGCGCUCUGGGAGACUACAUUGCUAAACGGCCGUCACCGCGAAUCACAGCGCGGAUGCCCGACGAACCACAGGCAGCGCGGCCUGAGGAAUCGCAUCAGCGGCGGCUUAAUGGAAACCACAUCACGAGCAUGCCGAUCCCGGAGGAGGCCGAGGAGUGCCCGGACGAGAAGUCCCGACUGGCUCCUGUGCAGGAUAACCCCGAACAAGCCGAGGAGUGCGCCGACGAAAAGUCCCGGCAGGAUUACCAUGAACAGGUUACACGACUAGCCUUGUUGCAAUCCUGCAGAUUGUCAAGUUUGUUGCAAGCUGUGCAGGGUAGUGGUGGUGGUGGCGGCGGCGAUGUCGCUGGAGGGGACAGUGUCCGUGCCAUUUCAGGCUCUUGCGGUAGUGAAAUGGACCGCGUUGAGUCUGUGGAGAAGGCUGCUCCGUUAGAGUCCACCGAGUCAGAGCCGCUUGGUCAAGGAAAUGCUUCAUCACUGUCUCCUCCAGCCGACGAGGUCCGGAGAGAAGACGAAGUGUCUGAUCAUCUCUGGGAGUUCGUGGUGCAGGGCCAAGUCCCUGGUGACGAGACUGCAGAUACUCUCAGGAAGACGGUGACAUGCUUCCCAGGCGAUGCUAUGUCUCGUCUGACUGCGUGCAAUGUAGCAUGCGUGUGUGCCCGUGGACACCGAGUAGAUCCGACCGUACCGAAUCAAGACGAUUUGGUGCUUGCGAUGUGCUCCUGGGGCGAUCAAGGAAGUGUGGCUCUGUACGGUGUCUUUGAUGGCCAUGGGCCUGCUGGGCAUCGCUGUGCAGCAAUCGCACGAGGAUUCCUGCCGGAGCGAAUUUUCGGCGAUCCAGAUCUUCUGGUAAACCCGCCGGAGGUUCUCAAAUCUGCUUUCGCCGAAGCUCAGCAAGACAUGCUCAGGCAGGUGCCUACCGAUGCCUACAGCAGUGGGACUACAGCCACCAUCGCGCUUGUUUUGCGGGGAGGAGUUCAGACCGAGCGGGACCAGUCCUCCAAGGCCGGCAUCGGGCCAGGGACCACAGUUCACACUGCUCAUGUGGGAGACUCCCGUGCUAUCCUGGCACGAUUAUCGGAUGCAGCAAAAGGUGGCAAGUGCUUCAUCGUCAAAGAGCUGACCAAAGAUCACCGGCCUGACGACGAGGGCGAGGCCCAGCGGAUCAAAGAUGCCGGAGGGCACAUCUGCUUGGGCGGCGGCAAGCGGGCGAGGGUCAUUUGCGAGUCUGUGCCCGGCCAUCCCGGCUUUGCGCUGACUCGCUCGUUGGGCCUCGCCAUUGGCCGUGACUGUGGCAUCAGUGCUGAGCCACAGGUUUUUUCUCACCAUUUGCCGGCUGACGCAGAAGCCCUUCUCAUCUUAGGAACAGACGGCUUGUUCGAGUUCUGUGGAAACCGGACGGUGGCUGGACACUUGCUGAAGCACGGUGUCACAGAGCGGGCGCUGGAGGAGGUAGUGCAUGAAGCAAUGAAACUAUGGUCUGCGAACUCCUCGAACAGCACAGUGGAUGAUGCCACAGCCAUAGCAGCCUCUCUGGGCCGUGUGCAGGGGAACAGUAAAUGA
Messenger RNA from Symbiodinium sp. CCMP2592, 2691 nucleotides. The record is from the annotation of a GenBank genome assembly. Lineage: Eukaryota; Dinophyceae; Suessiales; Symbiodiniaceae.